This is a messenger RNA of Phytophthora nicotianae INRA-310, 665 nucleotides long. RefSeq lists its product as hypothetical. Gene Ontology annotation, molecular function: calcium ion binding. Gene Ontology annotation, cellular component: centriole; centrosome. The record is from RefSeq and is a predicted model, not a curated record. Gene Ontology annotation, biological process: centriole replication; mitotic cell cycle. The transcript has 2 exons. Bases 116 to 616 code for a protein of 166 amino acids. Lineage: Eukaryota; Oomycota; Peronosporomycetes; Peronosporales; Peronosporaceae.
AUUUUUACCAAUGAAAGAAGCCAUGUAGGAUCGGUUACGCCCUGAUACAAGUGUGUAGAGCUGCAAGGAGUCGUCAAGCGGCACUUCCGAAGGAACUAGCGUAACCCAAGUGGCCAUGGCUCGCCGCAUCUCGCAGAAGCGCAACGCCAAGACGUAUGAGCGUCCAGGACUGAGUGAAGAGGAGAUUGAAGAGAUCCGCGAAGCCUUCAAUCUGUUCGACACAGACGGGAGCGGCACGAUCGACCCCAAGGAGCUCAAAGCGGCCAUGCAGUCGCUGGGCUUCGAGGCCAAGAAUCAGACUAUCUACCAGAUGAUCGGUGAUAUCGACAAAGACGGCAGCGGAUCCAUCGACUUUGAGGAGUUUCUGGACAUGAUGACAGCCAAAAUGAGUGACAAAGACUCGAGAGAAGAUAUCCAGAAGGUCUUCAACCUCUUCGACGACGAUCAGACGGGUAAGAUCUCGCUGCGUAACCUCAAGCGCGUAGCCAAGGAACUAGGCGAGACCAUGACGGACGCUGAGCUGCUCGAGAUGAUCGAGCGCGCCGACACGGACCAGGACGGAGAGAUCAAUGCCGAGGAGUUCUACGCCAUUAUGACCAAGAAGACCUUCACGUAGAAGACCAGACUAAAGCGUAACUUCUUUAUACACCAUCAUCUUCAUCCUA